AGCGACACCAAACAAUCCCCCCCCAACCCCCUCACCAACCUCCGCACCCGCAUCGCCGCAAACCGCUCCUCCAGCUCCGACCCCGCCGCCCUUCUCCACCGCCGCCUGGUAUCCCACAUGGCAUCGCGGACCGAGGAAUUUUUGAACGCCUACGGCACCACGGCAUUUACUUCCGCGCGUCUGACUUUCUGCGCUAAUGGCCACGUUAGUCCAACUUCCACGGAGGUAUUGGCGGGGACGGCUGCAGAGGCGGCGGAGAAGGAGUAUAUUGAGUUUGAUGUUCUUGAGUCUGAUCAUUUCUGGACGGAUAGGGAGGCGGCGAAUGGGUUGGCGAAGGGGUUGGAGAGGGUGCUAGAGGAGAAAUUGGGGCUGAAGGGGAUGAGGGGGGAGGGGAUUGAUGUGCAGGUGCGUGAGGAGGGGGGGGGGUGGAGGAGGGAGAAUGUUUUUGGGGUUUGGGAGACGGGGACGGGGUGGGGGGUUGUGGUUAGGGUGAAGGUUGAUGUUGGGGAGUAA
This is a messenger RNA of Pseudogymnoascus destructans, 513 nucleotides long. RefSeq lists its product as uncharacterized. Bases 118 to 513 code for a protein of 131 amino acids. The record is from RefSeq and is a predicted model, not a curated record. The transcript has a single exon. NCBI's taxonomy places the organism in Eukaryota, Fungi, Ascomycota, Leotiomycetes, Thelebolales, Thelebolaceae.